AUGAUUAGCAAGAAACCCAAGACUGCAAGGCUACGGCUAUUGACAGGAGCACUAAAGGAGCUCCUCCAGAACGAGGGCCAAGUUGGUGCAAAGAAGGAGGAGGCCAUUGGCGAGUCCACGCCAGUAAUGGAGAAGAACGGGAUCGUUUAUAUCAUGUCUAAAGAGAACCAAUUGAUCCCAAAGUUAUCUGAUGAGGAGGUGAUGGAGCGGCACCGACGUGCAGACGAGAACAUGAAACAGGCAUGGGCAGAUAUUAUUGAAAAGUACGAAAGCGUGGAGGAUCAAGGCGAUGUGGUAGAUCUUCAGACAGGUGAGAUCGUUGAAGACAAUGGCCACAUACGCAGCAUCCAGUCCUUUGGGUCUGUGCGAGACACCAAGGACGUAGCUGCCGACGUAAAGUACAAGAGCGUGUUAACGGAUAUUCUAGAUAUUGAAGAUGACGGCCGAAACGUGUGGCUGAGUGGUGAAGAGGAGGACAAAGAUGAUAGCUAUGCUACGAAUACAAGUGAUGAUGGCGCUACGUCGGACCAAGACGGUUCUGGCAAUCAGUAA
Molecule: messenger RNA, 552 nt
Organism: Eremothecium cymbalariae DBVPG#7215
Lineage: Eukaryota; Fungi; Ascomycota; Saccharomycetes; Saccharomycetales; Saccharomycetaceae
Gene: SCM3
Product: Scm3p
Exons: 1
Coding region: 1-552 (183 amino acids)
Cellular component (GO): nucleus
Molecular function (GO): histone binding
Source: RefSeq, a predicted model, not a curated record